Sinocyclocheilus grahami is the source of this 2473-nucleotide messenger RNA. RefSeq names its product kelch-like protein 24. Gene Ontology annotation, molecular function: protein binding. The coding region runs from base 302 to 2101 and encodes 599 amino acids. The transcript is spliced from 8 exons. The record is from RefSeq and is a predicted model, not a curated record. NCBI's taxonomy places the organism in Eukaryota, Metazoa, Chordata, Actinopteri, Cypriniformes, Cyprinidae.
CGCAGAGAGCGACUAUGAGAAGGACGGUAACAAAGAGAACUUAACAGUGACAGCACAAGUGCUCACGCUUAUGGAUCUCUCUCUCUCUCUCUCUCUCUCUCUCUAUAUAUAUAUUUUUUUUAGAAAUAACCGGAUUUGUUUGUUUGUAUUUACUUUUAAGGAUCUUUAACCCUUACUAUUAAAUUUGAUGUCUGGCAGAAAGUUGGUCUCCUUUGGAUAAGGUGUUGAUGGUCACCAAUCCUUUUCCUGCAACCAUUGAUAGUGAUUGUUUAUUGGUGAAGGGCUCUCAUCAGAUACAAUCAUGGUGCUCAUUCUGGGUCGCCGUCUGAAUCAUGAGAACUCUGGUGGUGUGCCAGAAUCACCGGCAAUCAAGCGUAAAGUCUUUGAGAUGGAGUCUAAGACCCUGAACGACGUGUACAACUUCUCUUCUGGUUCCUCUCACUCUGAGAGUGUCCUUCAGGUCUUCAACGAGUUCCGCGACAGCCGCCUCUUCACGGACGUGAUCAUAAGCGUCCAGGGUCGCGAAUUCCCAUGUCACCGUGCCGUGCUGUCGGCCUGCAGCAGUUACUUCCGUGCCAUGUUCUGCAACGACCACAGAGAGAGCCGUGAGAUGCUUGUGGAGAUCAACGGCAUCCAGGCUGAUGCUAUGGACACGUUCCUGCAGUAUGUUUACACCGGUCGUGCCUGCAUCACCACCAACAACGUCCAGUUCCUCUUCGAGACCUCCAGCCUCUUCCAGAUCACCACACUGCGGGAUGCUUGUGCAAAAUUCCUGGAAGAGCAGCUGGACCCCUGCAACUGCCUUGGGAUCCAGCGUUUCGCAGACGCCCACUCUCUCAAACAGCUGGCCAGUCGCUGCCGUGCUUUCGCCUUGUUGAAUUUUCCAGAAGUUGCUCAGCAUGAGGAGUUUCUAGACCUUCACAAGGAUGAACUGCAGGAAUACUUAGCCAGCGAUGAGCUGUCCAUUGGCAGGGAAGAGGUGGUGUUUGAGGCAGUGAUGCGUUGGGUCUACCAUGGCGUGGAGUACCGCAAACCCAUGCUGAAAGAUCUACUACAACAUGUCCGACUGCCUCUCCUGCACCCAAACUAUUUUGUACAGACGGUGGAAGGUGAUAAAUUGAUCCAGAAUGCUCCAGAAUGUUACCAGCUGCUGCACGAAGCACGUCGCUAUCACGUACUUGGCAACGAGAUGAUGUCGCCACGAACCAGACCCCGCAGGUCUACUGGUUUCUCUGAGGUCAUUGUGGUGGUGGGAGGCUGUGAGCGAAUGGGGGGUUUCAAUCUGCCGUACACAGAAUGCUACGACCCUGUGACGGGAGAGUGGACAUCUCUUGCUAAACACCCCGAGUACACUAAGUCCGAGUAUGCAGUGUGCGCCCUCCGCAAUGAUAUCAUUGUGUCAGGUGGACGCAUCAACAGCAGUUACGUCUGGAUGUAUAACUCUCAGCUCAACAUCUGGAUCAGAGUGGCCUCUCUAAAUAAGGGUCGAUGGAGACACAAGAUGACCGUCCUACUGGGGAAGGUGUAUGCAGUUGGAGGUUAUGAUGGGCAGUCUUGUCUCAGUAAUGUGGAGGUGUACGACUCAUUCUCCAACCGCUGGACUGAGGUGGCCCCCAUGAAAGAAGCCGUCUCCUGCCCGGCGGUCACCAGCUGUGCGGGAAAGCUUUUCGUCAUUGGAGGAGAACCCUAUGAAAACAGCUGCUCCAAUAAGGUCCAGUGUUAUGACCCAGAGUCAGACAGCUGGCAGCUGAAGGAAUCUAUUCCCUUCACCAAACCCAAUAUCUCUGCCGUUUCUCUCAAUCACCUCAUCUACGUAUGCGGUGGCCUCACCAAGUCCAUCUACUGCUACGAUCCUUCACAGGACCACUGGAUGCAUGUGGGCCACACCUUCAGCAGACAGGAGAGUUGCGGUAUGUCCAUUUGUAAUGAAAAGAUCUACAUCCUGGGUGGACGGGGAGAAAACGGCGAAGCCUCUGACAAUAUUGUGUGCUACGACCCGGCCUCUGGCAUCAUCACAUGCACGGCUGCUAUGCCUCGUCCCAUCUCCUACCAUGGCUGUGUUACCAUACACCGUUUCAGCGAAAAACAACACAAACCCUGAAAGCAUCUGCAAACGUACAUCUAAACUGUCCCAAGCAUGGAGCUGUAGACCCUUACGUGCAUAUCAACUUUGCAUCACUUAAAUUGAGUGACCACUGAUAUUUUUUCUAUCGCUUAUGCAGUUAACAUAUAUACAUCUACAUGCACUGUAGGAGGAGCACCUUGUUUAACUGCGACAGUUGAUUUCAUCAUCAUGCCAAACCUGUUAUUAUCUGAAAGGCAACAGUCAACUGACUUUUUUCUGGAACAAGUAUGUAAAACAUAAACUUCCUCAUAACUGAAAUACAUUCAGAGAAUGAGUCAGAUCUGAUGGAGUAAUCACCUUUGAUGUCCUGUAUUUAUAAAAGGACUCUAAAAAUGCACACUUCCUUUA